UGGCUGAAAAACAAGCAAUGGGGUAGCUAAACAAUUAGCUUUCUCGCACUUAACGAUACUUUUCGGUUGGUGGAGUUAGCUCACUUUCGCAACUCUAGGCGGCUAAUUUGCUAAGAUACGCGGUGUUUGACUAACCUAUUACUUUGGUAACAGUUAGUAAAAUGCUAAGCUAUUGCCCUGGUAAGCAGAAACACAAGCUCAGCAAACUAACCUUGGCGUCUGGACAAUAUCUCUGCAGAAAACACAAUUUCGUCCGCUAUUGCCUGAGAAGGACAGGUCAACCUUUAGCUAUGUUUACGUUUCUAUUCCUAAAUGCGCUUACUUUGUUAUAAAAGGCAGCUGUGUGGAACGAAAUUGUGGACUGUUCAGUGUUAAUAGUAAACGGUCCGACUCCGCCCCCUCAUCCGGGCUGCACCGGAGAAGAAAGCGAUUGCAAUAGCAGAUGACGCAUGCGCAUUAGCGUCAACAAUGUGGCCGUCCUUCAGUAGAAGUGUUCAGCGGUUGAUUCAGCCACAAUACGUUUUGCUCUCAAAAGUGUGUGUCCACCAGGUGCACAGCAGUAGAACUAGGUUUACAGACGGCUGCUAUGAUGGGCUGUAUCCUGGACAUAUCCACACCACUCCCAUCCAGAAAGCCCUGUUGGCUGUGGGGUCAGGAGUGGCUGCACUACAAAACCCCUACAGACAUGACAUGGUUGCAGUGCUGGGGGAGACAACAGGACACCUAGCGUUGAUAAAUCUCAGGGAAAAGAUGAGAAACGACCCUGAAGGCUACACUAUCCUAACAGAAAGGCCCAGAAUCCGUCUGUCUACGCUUAAUCUGAGCGAGAUGUCCUCUCUGCCCGACGGAUCUUUUGGGAGGGAAUACUGUCGUUUCCUGGAGGACAAUCAUGUGACUCCAGACUCAAGGGCAGACGUGAAGUAUGUGGACAAUGAGGAGCUAGCUUACGUUAUGCAGAGAUACAGAGAGGUCCAUGAUUUACUGCACACCUUACUGGGCAUGCCCACCAAUAUGUUGGGUGAAGUGGCAGUGAAAUGGUUUGAAGCUGCUCAGACUGGCCUUCCCAUGUGUACGCUUGGAGCUGUGCUGGGGCCACUGCGGUUGAAUCCAAGCCGUCUACAGCAGCUGUUCACAUCCUUGGGCCCUUGGGCUCUUCACAAUGGUCGUCGGGCCCGCUGCGUCCUCAGUAUCUUCUACGAGAGACGAUGGGAGCAGAACAUCGAAGACCUCCGACAAGAGCUCAACAUAGAGCCACCUCCUGUCAUACUCAGUGCUACCAAGAAGUGAAACACAUGAGUAAAGACACACAAAAAAAACAAGAAGCAAAAUUAAGGAAUCGCCCUAGCUAAAGACUUUUUAAGCUGGGAAAAACUGAAACAUGUGAAAAGGGCGUACACUAGAGAUGGACGUUAGUAACUAAGGAAGUGAGGAAAUUGAACAGUUACUAAACUUUGGGUUUCCCAAUUAUGUGAAUCACCUUGAGUGCCGUAAAUUAUUCUGAUGAAACGCUUGAGUUUUUAAGCCUUCCUUAUGCUGCUGAAAAGAUCCGGUUCAAAAUGACAGGUUCAGUCACUGUUGUUGAGAAUGUGAGAGCAAGUAUGUAUUGGUUUAAAGAAGAAGAAUUAAUAACUGUAUUAUGUCAUUAUCAAAUACUUACCGAUAAACUGGUGUCAUCUGUAAUUGGGUUUGAAAAGUAGGGAUGCACCGAUCCCAUACUGAGUUUUGGAUAUGAUAUUAGACAGGGAACAAUGUAAAAUCCCAUAUUAUACAUUAGCCUAAACAAUCAACAACUGUCAUUGACGUGUAGGCUACAUUGAGUGUUGAGUUAUAUCAAGUAUUUUACACUAGAAUUGUUUUUCCCCUGUUAUUCUAAAUACCCAGAUUUUACUUUUGCACAAAGCUGCACUUUCAACAAUUCAUGAGUGUUUUAAAUGGCUUCUUUAGCAAAGUGCAUUGAUACCAAUUAUAUAUUAAAAAUGGUAUUGAGCUAUCUCUUAUAUUCAUUUUGGUCCAUCAGCAUAAUUGUUAUGCCAAUUGUUAAAUGGUUAUUUCGUGACACAUGUUGUAGUUUAUUAUAAUCGUGACUAUAUUCGGUGUCAUAGUUUUCACUUUGCAGUUGCACACUAAUUGAUGGGAAAGGAGCAGAUGCUUCUGUUAUCUUAUCACCAUCACAAAAUAAAUAUGAUGCAUCCCGUAUUUAUGGUCAUGAUGAGGAACAGGAAGUAUGUAUUUCUUGGCAGGUGUAUGACAUAAGCAAACAAUCCCCUUUAAACUUUAGUUCCAAGCAUUCUCAGUAAGAAACAUUUCAUCAUAGGGUUAGUUUAGUUAUGAGUGUCAAAUGUGAAGAGAUUCAUUAAAUACUCUCCCAGCAUACAUUUAGUUCAGGGUCACGAUGCAAAUGUUUAUUUGGACACAAGGCACAAGAUAAACAUGUGCACAACUGCAUAUAAACAUGUAACAACUA
Messenger RNA from Gymnodraco acuticeps, 2464 nucleotides. RefSeq names its product coenzyme Q4 homolog (S. cerevisiae) (gene coq4). The coding region runs from base 469 to 1287 and encodes 272 amino acids. Gene Ontology annotation, cellular component: mitochondrion; mitochondrial inner membrane. NCBI's taxonomy places the organism in Eukaryota, Metazoa, Chordata, Actinopteri, Perciformes, Bathydraconidae. The record is from RefSeq and is a predicted model, not a curated record. The transcript has 7 exons. Gene Ontology annotation, biological process: ubiquinone biosynthetic process.